Messenger RNA from Ixodes scapularis (black-legged tick), 396 nucleotides. RefSeq lists its product as uncharacterized. The record is from RefSeq and is a predicted model, not a curated record. The transcript has 3 exons. NCBI's taxonomy places the organism in Eukaryota, Metazoa, Arthropoda, Arachnida, Ixodida, Ixodidae. The coding region runs from base 44 to 328 and encodes 94 amino acids.
GUGUCAGUCCCGUUCUUCAGCAGUAAAGACAAGCUUAAAAGCAAUGGCUGCGAACGUCACGUGCGCUUCCAAGGCGCUUCUUCUGGUGGCAAUUUGUUUCGUUGUUGCGUGCAGAAGCGCGAGUGCCGGCGGCCAGCACGCCUGCCCCUACCCUCAAGCGUGUUACAGGCCUGGCGCGCCCGACCCGGACCACGUCCUGACUGCGACCGCCCAGUUUGACCGGCGCACGGGGCGAUGCGUGACCAUUCGGCCAGUGACCGGACCCCACUUCUGUCACAAGUUCGCGACCUUGGCAGCCUGCCGAGCGGCCUGCGAGUCUUCCGACUGAGAGUGAGGAACACCCACUCUGCGGACGGACGUAGUCGAGUGAUAAUAAAAAGAAGAAAAAAAAACGCA